This is a messenger RNA of Penicillium daleae, 1725 nucleotides long. RefSeq lists its product as uncharacterized. Gene Ontology annotation, cellular component: transcription factor TFIID complex. The coding region runs from base 1 to 1725 and encodes 574 amino acids. NCBI's taxonomy places the organism in Eukaryota, Fungi, Ascomycota, Eurotiomycetes, Eurotiales, Aspergillaceae. The transcript has 2 exons. The record is from RefSeq and is a predicted model, not a curated record. Gene Ontology annotation, biological process: DNA-templated transcription initiation.
AUGGCUCAAACACGCCUUCCACAACAGCAGGGGCAGCAACAGCAGCAGCCUCCACCUCAGUUCGCUACCCAUCCCUUCUCUCCUCCAGUCUCUUCGCCCUCACCUCACUCAGCAACUUCUCCCGUCAACGGAGCCGUGGCACCUCCUCCCCAGAAGAAGCCACGGUUAUCGCCACUUCCUCCAUCACAAACACAGUCUCCUUACUCAUCUCCUAACUUCGGCGCAAUGCAACUUCCUCCGACACAACCACCGAUGAAUGGCGUGGCUACGAAUUUCGCGCCAUCUACACCUACCAGUGCAGCGCCCGCCCCAGGAACGAUGGGUCCACCCUCGCGUCCUGUCGACAAGACAACCGACGCAGCCGAGUUGACGGAUGUCCUGGCAUCAUCAGGUAUUGAUGUUCGGGAGGAAGAGGCGUUCCUGACGCGCAGCUUCUCUGGGCCAAAUGCGCAGGCGCAGCCGGCCAAUAGAGCUCAGCUGCCACAGCCGCUACCCCCGAUCAACACUUCCUUUGCUUCACAGGCAUCUACAACGGGAACACUAUCUGCCUCUAGCAGUUUUGGCGAGCUGCCCCACGCCAAGCCGACAAUUCCGCAGACCUCAUUUUCCACUGAUCUAACCUCGCAAACUACCUCCAUCAGCAAUCCACCGAGUCGUGCAGAUUCUGAGGCGGCACGAAGGGCACAAUAUCACCUUCAGGAGCCGUUCCUCUUCGCUAAGCUUGUGGAGCAGAAGAUUCAGAAGCGUGGUUUCGAGCUCGGAGUACGCAUUUGCUCAGAAGGGCUAUUCCAUCCCGUUCCUGGCCGACAAGCGCCAAUCGAAGUUACUGGUCCCGAUGGAUCGUCGAUUGUGCGAACAGGCCAGACCAUCCUUAAUCAGGAGGGCGCCCCGUUAGUGGAUAUCUUGAACCUCAUCUCUCUCUCGUGUGAGGAACGUCUAAGAGGGGUGGUUGACUACUCUUCUGCCCUCGCACGUAGUCGCAGAGCCCACUCACAUGGUGUGGUUCCAGAUGCGUGGGUCGAUAUUGCACAGCCUCUGGGUCCAAUCGCAGGGAACACGGUAACUCCGUCAAAACGACCCAAUCCGGAUACCGAAGAUGCUGCCAAGAAACCUGCGGCAGAGAGAUACAGAGGACUCGUCACGAGAGAAAACAACCAAGAAAAUAAGCGUGCAGCGAAACGGACCAAGAGAAGUGCUAGUGCCAUUGUCGGCGAAAGCACGGGCACUCGACUCGAUUCUGCAGACAUCAUUGGCUCCGCUCCUUCUACUCCAUUAGGAGAACGAGCGCCCAGUUUCGACAGCAAAAAGUCGAUGACAAAGAAGGAACAAAAGAAAUUGAUGGAUAGCAAGGCCAAUGAGGCGCAUCAGCACCAGCAAUCUGUGGAGACUGCACGACUCGCGACGAAUUCGAUGCUGUCUGGUCGGAUGUUUGGAGCCAAGAAGUCGUAUUCCUGGCUCAAGCCUGGAGGUUCUUCCAGUGGGUUUUCCACGCCAACCCGGCCUGCUCCUUCGACUCCAACCACCGGGCCAGAGAAGCCUACUCGGUCGGGCGAGACACCAGCCGGUCAGCCGAAGCGGCGACUUGGAACGUGGCGAGAAGAUCAGGAGAAGGGGCGAGGCAUUCAGGUUCGGGAUAUCUUGUUUGCUGUGGAGGCCGAUGGUCGAGCUAGCAAGCACGUUCAAAAGGGCUACUCGAAGGACCCAAAGGAGGAUCGUGGAGUUUGA